Maylandia zebra (zebra mbuna) is the source of this 6073-nucleotide messenger RNA. The record is from RefSeq and is a predicted model, not a curated record. NCBI's taxonomy places the organism in Eukaryota, Metazoa, Chordata, Actinopteri, Cichliformes, Cichlidae.
CAAAUCCAGGAGACGCUCUUCUAAAGCACAGCAUUGGAGUUUGUAUAGUUUGCAUUCAUCUACUCUCUUUUUAAAAAAAAAAAAACUCUAUUAAGGAUUUUCUUCUACACAUUCUCGCUUUUGUUUUUGCUGAAUCUAAUCAAGGAGUUCUUCAAAAGAAGUGGUUGGAAAUGGCUGUUUUGAUGAGAACAAAUCUCUUUUGAUCAUGACUGACACCAGAAAUGUUGCAGAUUUCUUCUUCUUUCACUUUUCUCUACUUUGAAGGAUAUUCCUUCAUUUCAGUCACAACAAUGGUCUCCCAGAGCUUGACUCUUUAAGCGGAUUGCUUUGUUUUGGGGGGAUUUCAAGGCUGCAGAAAUCCAGCACCUGGACUAAACUGAUGUCCACCAUUGGCUGUCGUUCCUAUUGUGGUGUUUUUGUGGAUGACUCACUCAGGGGUAAUUUUCCAGUUUGCUAACGCUCGCCAUGCUGGAGCACCCUCCAUGUGUCCGGAUUGACCCUGCCCCUUUCAGGCCUCAGCCAAUCAGAUGCAACAUGGAUAAGCCAGAUAUGCGUUUUGAGUUAGAGCGCCAAGCCUGUCAGAGUCUCAGACAAGUUCUUCAGCUGAAGUUGCAACAGAGAAGGAGCAGAGAGGAGCUCGUCAGCCAGGGGAUCAUGCCACCACUGAAAACUUCAGCUGCCUUCCACGAACAGAGAAAGAGCUUGGAACGGGCUCGGACGGAAGACUAUCUCAAGAGAAAGAUCAGGAGUCGACCAGAGAAAUCUGAACUGAUCAGGAUGCACAUCUUGGAGGAGCCGUUCCUUCCGGUCAAGCAGCUGAAGAAAGCAUGCCUCGCUGUUGAUUUGAAUGAUAAGAUUGCCCAGAGGCCAGGGCCCAUGGAGUUGAUCCAUAAAAACAUUCUACCCGUUCACUCCAGUAUUAAACAAGCCUUCAUAGAGACGCAGUUUCAAAGAGCCUCAGGAGAGAACUCUUCAUUUGAUGAGGACACUAAUGACAGUCUGUCUCCAGAGCAGUCCACAUCUGUCAGUGAGGAGGGUUGUUCGUUGGGCCUGGGACCUCUGCCCACUCCAAAGGAAACACUGACAGGCCAUGGCAUCCCGUCUCCUACACAGGUCCCACCUACAGCUCCUUCUGGGUCACCCAUUUCACUCAAGCUGACCAAUGAGACAGGGGCGUCAUCUCUCCUGAGGACAGGUGCCAACAAGCCACAACCCAAACCAAACUGUGACCGCUCUGGCCUGAGACACAAGAAAACCAAGGACAAACCAAAGAUAAAAAAGCUAAAGUACCAUCAGUACAUCCCUCCUGAUCAGAAGGGAGAUAAAGAGCCUCCUCCUCAUCUGGAUUCAUCCUAUGCCAAGAUCCUCCAGCAGCAGCAGCUCUUCUUGCAGCUCCAGAUCCUCAGUCAGCAGCAGCAGCGCUACCACACCAUCCUCCCUGCACCAACUAAAUCCCAGACAGCUCAGCAGCCAUCUUCCUCCUCUAAGUCUAUGCACACCUCCUCCUCCCCACCUCGACCUGCUGGUGCACCUUUAAACUUCUCUAAACAUUUCGUCCACACCUGUCUAAGUUCUGUCCCGCUAGGUGGAACCAAACCAGUGUCUCUGCCUCCAAACCUCGAUGAAAUGAAGGUUGCGGAACUGAAGUCCGAAUUAAAGCUGCGUAACUUGCCCGUCUCCGGCACCAAAAACGACCUCAUUGAGAGGCUGAGGACAUAUCAGGAAUUAAGCCGAGGCAGUGACACUACCUCCUCUCCAACAGCAGGGUGUACCACAGGGCCAGGGGCUGAAGGAGCAGGAAAAUCAUCCAAGAGCGCUGCAUUCAUCAUCACCAUGGGCAGCGGUGGGAGCCUAAAUGCAGCAAAACCUCAACAGUUCAUGACCUCCAAUGGGAGCCUUGCCUCUUCAGCUGUCUCCUUCAUUCCCUCCAUGAGUCCAGAAGACACCAGUUUUAACAGUGACCUCUUAGGGGAGCUGAUGAGUUCACCUCUCAACCAAUUGAGCCUCCAGCCAUCUUCAGUUGCUCAGCUCUCCACAAACGUUAAAGAGGAGCCUCGAUGCUCGACUCCCGCUCCUUGUCAAUACUCUUUAAAGUCUGCCUCUCUUCAAAGACGCUCCUCAGUAUCUUCAGGUGUCCCAGCCACUACGAGCACAGUUCCUGUACUGAGUGUUGAUAAAGACAGAUUGCUGCAGGAGAAAGAUAAGCAGAUAGAGGUGCUGACCAGGAUGUUGUGGCAGAAACAGAGAUUGGUGGAGGUGCUAAAAAUGCAGCUGGAAAAUGGAGACAGAGGAAAGGCUCCAGAGCCAAUCAGUCCUCUCGGGGUAAAAGAAGAACCUCUCGAUGAGCCCGAUGUUGCCUUCUCAAUGGACUUUGAUCAAUUUCCCUCGCAAAAAUCACCUAUUUCACAAGAGAUGGAUAUUACCAAGGUAAUUGUGAAACAGGAAGUAAUUGAGGAAGAAGAAGUUAAACCUGAGAAAAAUUUCCAGUCCCCAAUCACUCAUGGAUUGCCACAGUCCUCAACCCAAACACAGGAGGAGCAGCUGGCUCAACAACACACCAUACAGAAAGUCCUGCUACAGCAGCAGCAGCACAUCAUCCAGAAUCAGACGCUGGAGAAUCAGCACGACCUGCAGAAACUUUGUCAGCAGAGAAAGAAAAAAUCUCAAAACCAGCAAAAGCAGCUCCUGCUGCAGUCACAACAGCAGCAUCAACAGUCAAAACACGUGCAACAGAUGCAGCUGAAGCAACAGCUUCUGCUGAAGCAACAAAAGUCACACAUGUUGCCACAGCAAAUGAAGACUAAACAACAGACUAAACAACUACAGCAAAUCCAGAUUCAGACCAAAAUACAGCUGAAGCAGCAACAGGUGCCCAAACAGCAGGUGAAGCAGCAGCAGCAGCAGCCAUCUGAGGUGCCUCAAGCAUACCUGAAACAGCAGUCAGGCUCAAGUGCCUCUUUCUCACUGGACCACCUUAAGAUUGACUCCACCCCAACCCUGGUCACUGACACCAACGGUAACCAUUUUCUGAUCGCGCUGACCAAUCACCUUACUGGAAACAAAAUAAAGGACCCUGCUGAGGGAAAGGCAACCAAUCACAUUACACUGCAGCGACUCCAGUCUACUCCAGCCAAACGUCCAGGCCACAACCCUGUUAAGCUGACCAGAGCUGAUAGUAAAGCUCAGCAAAGCAUGCAAGUGAAGCUUGUGAAAAAGCACACUAAGGCCAAGAGUUGUCAAACAAUGUCAAUCUGCACAAGGCUGGAAUCGAUUACAAGACUUGAUGAGAAGAAUGGAGUACUUCAAGUGUCUGUAGAGAAACCACACCAGGGCACAGCUCAGUGUUUGUCAGCACCUCCCAGUCUACAGCCAUUCUUCAGGGACCAAGAGCCUGCUCCCUCAGGAAAAAACACCCCUUCAUCUCCUUCUCAGGGUGAGGUGUGCCCAAAUCUGGAGGACUUGUUUAGUCCUGUAUCUCCGGCUUCUGUUCAGACAGCAGCCUCAUCUCCCGAUGACAAAGACAUAGAUCAUGAAGAUGACUUCAUUGACAUCAUCUUGCAGAGAGGAGAAACUUCCUGUAAGCCUCCACCAGACCUCUCUCUGAACCGCCUUAAUCAAGACUCCUCUGCUUGUUCACUUCCUCCCUCACCACUCCAGAUGUUGCUGCCCCCGUCUCCCCCCAUUCCGCCUUGCUGUGGCACUCCACACCCUGACCCCUCUUUGCAGCCUGAGCUUCAAACUGUGGCUGACACCACAGGACAGAAACAACACCUUAGUCAUGCUGAAAGUGGGCGCCUUGAGGACUUCCUCGAAAGCACCACUGGAAGGCCUCUUCUCGGGGUGGAGCCCGGAGGUCUACUUAGCUUGAUUGAUGACCUUCACAACCAAAUGCUGUGCACUUCCAGCAUUCUGAACCACCCCCUUUCUCCCAUGGAUACCUCAGACACGGCGUCAUGGGAGCAAGGGUUGGACAGUAUGGACUGGUUGAAUCUUACCACAGAAAGAGAUAGAGAAGAGGAAAGUCCAUCACUGGCUCUCCAAACUCCCCCUAGUGUCUUUUCCACAGACUUCCUGGAUAGUUCUGACCUGCACAUACAUUCGGAAUUCUGCCUAUAGCCUAGAGCUACUGGAAAACUGAUAUCCUAUGUAGAUGGGUGCAGUUACUCAUUAUCCAGUCACUUACACAUAAAAACAUGCAACUGAUUGCUGAGGUUUCAGUAUUUGAUUAGGGCACUUAGUCUCUAUGUUCUCAUACAUUUGGAUAUUGGAUCUUCAAGAGCUUUGACCUUUGUUUAUUUGUUUAUAUUUUGCUGCACUGAUUUUGAUGCUCUUAUUAGGCAGGUCCUAUAUCUGUUAGUGCAUCUUUAGCAAAGGUCUUGUUGACACUUUUGUGCUUUUAACUCCAACAUAAUCCCCAAAAAUAUAAAUUACUCUUGUCUUACCAUAGACACAGUGUUCAAGUAAAGAGGUAUGAAAACUUACUUGAUAUUUGUCUAAUGACAAUGCAAUCUCCUUGCUUGUAAUUUAAAUAGUAAUCAAUAACCAAAGUUAAAGGAGAAACUUUUAAGAUCGAUACCAAUAUUGGGUGAAUUUUAAAAUGAGAUAUUCUGAUAUAUCGGCUGAUAUUUUUUCUCCUUUCAGGCACAGAAAACACAAACAGAUUUCCUCGAUAGUUGCUAUGUGUAGUUAUUUAUUUACUUGUUUGUACACUGCCCAACUCUGCUUGGACUAGUGGGACACCGAUGCAACACUGAUGUUGCAAACACAUUUACUGCCAAAAGGGAAGUUGCAAGCGCCCUUUGUUGGGCAAACUAUGCAAAUUCAAACCCACAUAACAUGGUUGAAGGGUGUUUCUCCCUUCUCUUCUUUACUUUAAAAUUUUCAGUCAUCAGCCAAUAAAUGCAGAUACCGAUAGAUCAUCAAAUAUCUAAUGCUGGCUAAUAAUAGUGGGAUUUACAAUGACUGUAGCUCCAUGUUAUGGAAAUAACUUUGGAUAUUUUGCAGGCUACAGCCAUAAAAGUGUUACUACUGUAUUUAGUGCUAGUCAAACUUACACACAUUAUGUAUGUGCUACUGCUCUGGAACUGAACUCUGGAUUUUUCAAGGAUUCAUUCCCAUGAAAAAUCAAACUGUUGAUAUUUCACAAGCAUUUUCAUGCUAAUAUGUUAUAAGUGUUGUGGUACAGGAUACAUCUAUCUCCAGAAUUAAGUACAAAAAUCAUCCAAGCACAACAUCAAAACUUAGGUACACACUUAGCUUAUGCAAAAUGUUUGGAACAAUCAUGAAUUAUUACAUCAAAAUUAACAGUGUUACAAUAAAGGGAGUUUAAAGGCUGUAUUUGGCUUAAGUCCCACAGUAUAGUGGGGAAAACAAAAACAAUGACAGUGUUGGUAUUAAAUGUUGGUUUUAAAAACCCAGACUGCACAGCACUGUUUGCGUUUGAAUUUAUAAAACUAUGCAAAAAAAAAAAGAAAAUAGAAAAUUGAUUGUGACAGGAGAGUUAUGGAAUGAAACUACUGAAAAUUGUUGAUUGUUUCAUUCACAGCCCAGCUUCUCCUAAAGAAAUAUUAUAUACAUUAUAUAGAAGAUUAACUGUAUGCCAAAGACAAAUCCCUGGUUUUGAAUGUAUGGAACGUGAAAACUGAUAUGUGAGCUGCUGGUUCUUGAAAAUAAUGAGGAAAUAAACAAUAUAAUAACAAUGCCGCAAUUUAUUUGGCACUUUUUCAAUAGAAAAUGUUGAACUGAUCAGUGUUUUUGACAAUAUAAAGUGUGAUGCCCAGUGUAUUACUGUUUUGUUUGGGUUUAUUUUAGAGUUCCAAAAUGAUAUAAAUGUAAAUACAUGAAACAUUAUUUUAAAAAAAACUCUGAUCAUUUUAUAUUUCUGUUUAAUGUGUGAAUCUGUUGGUAUGAUAUGCUCACAGUGCUUCCUGUUUAUAUACUGUUUGGUAUUUAUGGUAUAUUAGUGAUCCCCAAAAGGAUUGGACAUUGCCUGUAUUCAGCCGUCUUUAUGUUUGCUCUUGUUAUAAAUGAUCAAUGCACACGUGAUGAUGAAAGAGAAUAAGAUAUGAUAUAA